Messenger RNA from Porites lobata, 6584 nucleotides. Lineage: Eukaryota; Metazoa; Cnidaria; Anthozoa; Scleractinia; Poritidae. The record is from the annotation of a GenBank genome assembly.
AAAAGAGAAAAUAUCAGUAUUUCUCUACAUAAAAACAGAAAAAAGUUAUUUUGUUGGCUCGGGUCGCUUUUAAAAGGUAGGAAAACAUCAUUUGUGUCUGUCAAAAACAUAGAUAUUACUUUCAAAUGAUCUUAACUUGAAUGUGAAACACACGCACAUACCUUUUACCAACGAAAAACGUACGGUAACCGUACCCAAUAAAGUAGGCUACUUUUUUCUCUACGCCAGUCCAAUUAGCUUAAAUAAGCUCGUUGUUUAUCCCGAUAAUAAGACAUCAAAGGACAAAUUCUCUGUAUGCAAUUUUUAUGUACAGGUUUAAUUGACAGCUAAAACGUUUACAAUAUGAUGGAUGUUGUUACUGGUGACCAAGUGGUCGAGGAAGAAUUAAGCGAUCAAGAAGAGGUAAGCUUCAAUAAUACAAUUUUGAUAUUUUAUAAAAGCUUUGUUUCUGUGGUUUCAUACCUUUGAUAGAGUCAGAUCAUAGGCCUUAAACUGAGGUUAUAUUUAAGUGAGUAACAAGUUGUGUAAACCUGAAAAGUUCAAGUAUUGUACUCUGAAAAUUAGAAAAAAGAGUUAAUAAGUCGCCGAGUGGUUAGAGAACAUGUAGUCAUGAUCACUUAGCUCACCUCGCCCUGACCGCUAGCUGGAUUUGUUCUCGGUAGUCCCGAGUUAAAAUCCUCCCCCACGCCUGUAAAUAGCCAACUGGUUCACCUCCUACGAGUUGGGAUUCUUAACCACCGUAUGUUCAAUUUGAAUUAUUUGUUUGAUUAUCUCUGAAAAGCCCCAUAAGGGAAGAGCAUUCAAAAUCAUAGUCAAACGAUAAAGACGUCAAAUAUAAGAACAAAAGAAAAUCCUAAAUGGUCGCUCUCUGCUCUAAUACCCAGUUCUCAGUGAAAAAAAAAACUGUUUUGUAACUACUGGAAUACAUUUUGUUAAUCCCUGAGACUUCGUCUAACAGAUGGAAAUGGUUCUAUAUAUUGUUAUUUCUGAAUUAACUAAUUAGCUAAGUAAAUUGAUAAAACAAAAAUUUUUGAUUCUGUUGAAUUGCCUCAAACAAAACUAUCUGAUCUUUUUAAAUGCAGGAAUCGUUUUAUCAAGACAUUGACCUUUUACAGAACCACGGAAUUGUAAGUAUAAAUUGAAAUUUAGAACACUGGUUUGAAUUCACUUCCUGGCAAAUCGAAUCAAAUCAAAUCAUGUGUUUAUUAUGUAUUAAAAGGAUACAUAAAACUCUCUUUUUAAUAUUGCAUUAAGGGACAGGACAUUAGUUGACGGGGAAACCGAAACAGCCUCCAUAUUGGAGACCAUUUAAUAAGUUUCGUGAGCGGCCCUAUUUUAGAAAAUGGAAAAAAGACUGAGUGGAGACUAUAAAUUAGAUCUGAAAACAGGCUGCUAAUAGCCAAUUGAGGCUGGAGGUGUUUGUUGUACUUAUGAUUAUAGUAAAUAAAUGGUGUUUACAACCUUCUACAUCCCCCAAACAAAGUAGCCCUCCCCUCCCCUGCGGGAGAGGAAAUUAGUCAAAGGGAUUCCUGCUAUUGAUGUACUGAAAUAAGCUAACGAUAACUAUUUUGUUUGGAAAUGAAAAGAAUGUUGCAGAUAUAAAAAAGUUGAAGAGCGCCGGGAUAUGCACUAUCAAGGUAGGCUUGUAUGUUUAGCUACGGGCAAAUGCCUGGUUAAAUUGUUAAAAAUUGUAAAAAAAGACUUUGAAAUCACGAUACGGAAGGUAUAGUGUGUACGCAUGAUCAUUAGUAGGGAAAAAGGUCGGUGCUUUUUCUUACGUUUCAUGGGUAGGUAUGCUUUCCUCAGCCAAGUUAUUUUGCCUGUAACUAGACGUAAAUAAAAAGUAAAUAUAAAAUAAAAAUAAAAAGUCCUAAUUCAGGUCAACAGUCUCUCUAUCCGCAGAAAAAAAGAGUAAAAGAGUACUUCAUCGCCUAUGUCUUUUGACGUUCUUUUAAGCCUGAAACUUAUAAGGUUUGAACUUGUACAGGGAGUGCAGAUGACGACAAGGAGAAAAAUGUGCCAAAUAAAGGGAAUAUCCGAAGCUAAAAUGGAGAAAAUCAAGGUGAGGUUUAUUUCUAUGACAAGUGAACUUUCCAAAACCUAUAUUAAUAUACUAGAGUUUCUUACUAUGAAGUUUCUAUCGAACUGAUUGAAUUAGUACUAUCUCUUUCGUAUUCUUCAACAACAACAACAACAACAACAACAAGUAAUAAUUAGGAAACUUCCUUUUUUCUUUUAGGAAGCUGCUGCCAAGCUUGCUGUAAGUGAUAUGUACUGUUUGAUUUGCUUAGUGUUUGUCCUUAUGUCAAAACAAACUGCAAGUUUUUCCUUUCCGAUUUAUGACCCAAAAAAUUCAGGGCCCCUUUGUUCAUAUUGUUGGAUAUCCACGGCAGAUAAAUCACUUUCCAGCGGAUGGCGUUAUCCAACUUUUAAACAACUGGGGCCAGGCCUAUCAAACAUAGUCAUUAAAUCCUGAUUAAGCAAUUUUUGUAUGCAAAAUUUAAAUUCAUCACAAAAGGAAAAAAUAAUUAGUAGCAGGUCACAACCACGGUACCAUAAAAAAGAACCUACACUGUCCUAGACUGAUAGAACCGAAACCGAAUCCAUAACCUGCCUAAAAUCGGUGGGACGCAAAAAUAACUUACUAAGUACUAGAGACUUUGAUAAGCAAGGACAGGAGGCUUUCUUUCUUUGUGUAAUCUAACUUGUAUUACAUUAUAACGUUUAUAGAAUGCCGGCUUCGUUACAGCUCUGAUAUACAGUGACAUGAGGAAAAUGGUUUUCAGGAUUUCCACUGGAAGUAGUGAGCUAGAGUAAGAGUUUUUUUUCACCCUGCUAACAGCUACUAAAAAUGAAGGUGGGGUGGGGGGGAUACGGUGGUCUUGGGUGAUUAAAGGGUAUAAAGACUUUAAGGAUUGUUCUCCUUGGACAAAAACUUCUCUAGUCUCCCUCGCAGCCGUUUUGUCUCGUCACACAACGCUCCUCCCCAAUUUGAGCGUUACAUGACGAGACAAAAACGGCUGCGAAGGAGACCAAAACUUCUCUUGAUAUUAUCGUCCAUAUCGCCCCUAAACACUUAAGUGUACAAAUGGGUGACACUCUCACUGUGAAGGAGGGGGGUCUUUAAUGGGAAACGGUUAUCCCCUACAAUGCGAGUUUUAUCACCUCUCGAAGUGCGCCUCUCGUGUUGACUAAAUUACCUAUCUUUAUUGUCUUUACAGCAAACUUCUGGGAGGUAAGCGGCCAUUUAAUUCGCUUUUAUUUGACUUUUCUUUCAUUGUUUUGACGAAAACAUAAAAUAUUGAAGUAAUCAAUAUGAUGCUCUUUAACAGGAGGAAUAGAGAGCAUGUCAAUAACUGAAGUUUUUGGAGGUAUGUCAACUUACAGACAUUACAGUAUCACCACAACUUUACUAUAACAUUUGGCACUCUCUAGCUUCUCAAAAUGUAUUGGAAUAUUUUGGAAACUGGAAACUGAUGUUUAUUUUCUUUUUCUGCUUCUGAAGAAUUUAGAACUGGCAAAACGCAGCUGUCACACACAUUGUGCGGUGAGUUAAAUGAAAUUGUCUCUAUAUAAAAUAUCUCAUUUUCUUAUUUACUAAUCCAGAAGCUGACAGAUUGCUGAUCGGCUCCAGACUAAGUAUACACGAAUUCCUCCCUCCUCCCUUAGAGAGUUUUCUUUCUGUGGCCAAACAAUAUGAGGUGUGCAUAUGAUAUUGACUUCCAUUUGUAUCUUUUUGUUUAAUGUACCUCUUUUUCAUACAAUUCAACAGUUACAGCGCAGCUGCCUGGAGCUAAUGGAUAUACAGGUGGAAAAGUGAUCUUUAUUGAUACAGAGGUACUUUCUACUAAAAUCACGACUUUAAUCAUACUUCAAACUACCAGGUCUUUCAACGCUGUUUGCUGUCGAAUUUCCUAGCAACAGCAACUAACAUGCUCAUUUUCAAACUUUUUUUUUCAGAAUACUUUGUAUCCUUUGAAAAAUUAAAACACUGUUUCGAUGAUACAUAGCAAGCUAUGUUACAUUUGAUAAUCCACUCCAAUAUUUAAAAAAGAAUGUAUCAGUCAGUUAAAGAGAAGGAAAAAGGUGCGCAGAAAUGAACUUUCCACUUGAUCUCUCACGAAAUUAUCUACGACUUCAAAGGAGACUCGAGGAAUGAUGCUUUGAUUAUAAUUGAAAAAGAACCAUUACAGUUCAUUUGCUCAGUUUAGAAAUGUCAAAUAUCUCAUUCAACCUGUUUAUUCAAAAAUUUCUAGUCUCGCAAUAGAUUCGCUAACAUCAUCAAAAUAUCGAUAUCCGUACUCUUCGUACAAACGAAGAUUAAAUACAGGUUAUUUCUUCUGAUAAAAUAUCAUUUUUCUUAGAUAAGAAUUUCCUAUUAUUUACUGAAGUUAAUAGCAUUUAGGUCAGCAGUUCGAGUUUGUAACACGUCUACAGAUUCCUUAACUCGUAGCAGCCGUCCCGAUCGCCUUCGUGAGAUCGCAGACAGAUUUAACUUGGACCAAAACGCGAUGCUGGAUAACGUGCUCUACUGCAGGGCCUACACAAGUAUGUUUAAACACGUACUACGAGCUAAUUAUGUUUAAAUUUAUAUUUCUGAUUAUCAGUGGAGGUAAUGUACCUUUUAAUUACUGCUUAUCCAUUUCACCAUUCUAAGAUGCACUUAUACCUUUGGCAGGUGAGCAUCAGUAUGAGUUGAUGGAUUGUGUGGCUGCCAAGUUUCAUGAGGAACCUGGAGUAUUCAAACUUAUGGUUUGUAUGCAGCCAUCAACUGAAUACAGUUUUUAACUGCGCCCUGAAUAUGUAGCCAAUUGGAAGGACUGAAUUCUUUCUAUAUUUUUGACAUCAAAGCAAGUAGUCUCAUUUAGAGAUGUUAUGUAAUGUACUGAUCGUUGGCCAGAAACAAAAGCGAACAGCGUUGUCGGGGGCGUCGGAAAGACGAGGGGGUCCGUUGUAGAGGUGACAGAAAUCAUUGUACUGCUAACAUCUACAUCUUUUGUGUAAUCGAUAGAUUAUUGACUCGAUAAUGGCACUCUUCAGAGUGGAUUUUUGCGGAAGAGGAGAACUAGCUGACAGACAGCAAAAACUUGCGCAGAUGUUAUCACGACUGCAGAAACUAUCGGAGGGUGAGAUAGUUGAAAAACCUUGCUUCUGCUCAUUUUGUAUCAUCUCCUCCUACCCGCACCGAAAGUUGCUGUUCAAUGCUGUACAGCCUUAUGUAACAAUCAUAAAAGAGCUACUUUCUUGAGAUAAAGUCGCCGUGGAAGCAUCUUACACAGCAAAAUUCAUUUCUUGAAUACAUGCAGUUCUCCUGCCGGAGUGAUUGCUUAAAUUUCUUUUUGUUUUCUUUUUUAUGUAUACAGAAUUCAACGUUGCUGUUUUUAUAACCAACCAGGUAUGUUCACAUGAACUCACGCAUUCAUUAUUUAAAAAUACCUUAAAUUGCCUGUUAUUAAGAAAAGCUGAUGACUUUUAUGGCCGUGACGUUAGACACUUGUAAGGUUUAGCAUUAGCAUGUCAUGGCCGGGGGAUGAGUGGGACCAGGGCCCAGUGAAACUAACCCAAGACCUUCCCACCCACUUGCUAACUGAUGUACUAGGAAAAUAAGUUAUAUUUUACAGUAAACGUCUGAUACCAUAAGAUUUUCAUUAUCCAAAGAUGUUUUAUCCAUUUUAACAAAAAUUGUUCUUUGCAGAUGACAGCAGAUCCAGGAGGUGUGUAUUGCGUUCUUUAUAAUCAUGAAUAAUGACGGAACUCUAUUCUCUCGUACUCCUAAUACUCUAAUUGUCUUGUAUAUUAUUCUAAUAUUAAUAUGUACCUCUCUUUGUUAUUAUUGUCUCUUAACUGAAUGAUGUGGAUGGUUCAACAAACAGCCACAAUAAGGUAAGGUUAGAAUUAAACACUGAUUGUAAUUACAGUGCAGUGAAGCAAAUGGACAAAGCCAAGUGUCCGCAUUAAAGAGGCAGGAAUUUGGAAUCUUCAUGACCAAGAUAACUGUCUGUAAGAAAGAGGUGUGUUGGACGGAGGUGUCCUUAACAAGUGGUUGCCGUUUGGGAGUUGACAAAAUACGGAACAAACUUUCUCUGUUUACCCUACAAUACGAUUUAAACAAAGGGGCAAGAAUUGCCAAUAGAUCUGCAUGAACAUGGCGUUCUGAUUAUUACAAAAGGAAAAGUUUGACUAAGCUCUUUCACUUCCAUUAUCUGGUAGUCGAGUUAGUAUCAAGUACAAGAUAUAGUUGUACUCAAAACAAACCUCUUUUUCCUGGUUAGCUUUCAAGCUGACCCCAAGAAACCCAUUGGUGGACACAUUCUGGCUCAUGCAUCUACAACUCGUAUUAGUUUGAGAAAAGGUAGAGGCGAGACAAGGAUUGCCAAGAUAUAUGACAGGUGUGUUAAUUUGCCACUAUAAAAUUGUUCCAAAAAAAUUCCUUGUUUUUUAGUCUAUUUAUGAUUUUAAAUAACGCACUGCUGAGAACUAAUCAUGGUGACAAAACUUUUAACCCUUUUUGCAGUCCUGAUCUCCCAGAAAAUGAAGCCACAUUUGCAGUAACAACAGGAGGAAUUGCAGAUGCUAAGGAGUAA